This is a messenger RNA of Pezoporus occidentalis (night parrot), 2379 nucleotides long. RefSeq names its product cytotoxic T-lymphocyte associated protein 4 (gene CTLA4). Gene Ontology annotation, cellular component: external side of plasma membrane; membrane. The transcript has 4 exons. Lineage: Eukaryota; Metazoa; Chordata; Aves; Psittaciformes; Psittacidae. The coding region runs from base 403 to 1206 and encodes 267 amino acids. Gene Ontology annotation, biological process: B cell receptor signaling pathway; regulation of T cell proliferation; T cell receptor signaling pathway. The record is from RefSeq and is a predicted model, not a curated record.
CGCGGGGGCUGCGGGGCCGACGGGGGAGCGGCCCCGGGCCGGGCCGAAUCUUCCCGCUCGCCUCUGCCCGGCUGCUGCAGGCUGCAGCGGCGCUGGGCAGGUCCGCUCCUGCCUCUCCCCCUGCCAGGCCGCUGGAGGAGGCAAUGAACUGCUCCUUUGCAGCAAACGUCUUUGCAGCCCCACAGCACGCACCUUGCCUCGCACACCCCUUCCCCGAAGGGCCAUGCAUAGCUGAGGCCACAUCCUGACUGAUCCACACGCUGAUCCACAGCCCUUCUGUCAGCAGCAGAUGGGGGACAGGAGGAAGCAGACAGGAAAGGUGGGAGAUCCAGCCCUGAGAGUUCCAGUUUGUCUUAAAGUUGGAAGGCAUCAGCCACCUUCAGCCUCUGUCCCAGCACAGGAAUGCUCUCAAUAUUGGUCACCGUGGGCUUUCUCUGCACAGCCACUGCCAUUGUCCAAGAAAUGGAAGUGACUCAGCCAGCAAUGGUGCUGGCCAACAGGCAAGGAGUUGCCAACUUGGUGUGUAAAUAUGAGCAUAUUGGGAAUGCAAAGGAAAUUCGAGUGACUCUGCUUAAACAGACAGGUGACCAGUUCACUGAAAUUUGUGCUUCAACCUACACAUCGGAGUUUAAAACCCUCAUUGUAGAAGAGGUCAUUCAGUGCCAUGUCAGCCCUAGCCGAAACAAUGUGACCCUCACCCUCACUGGUCUGCAAGCUAAUGAUACUGGUCUUUACAUCUGCAAGAUGGAGAGGAUGUACCCUCCACCCUAUUUUAUGAACAAGGGAAAUGGAACGCAUCUCUAUGUCAUUGAUCCAGAACCUUGUCCAGACACAGCCAUAUAUCUAUGGGUAUUAGGAGCAACUGCCUCAGGACUUUUUCUUUACAGUAUCAUCAUCUCAGCCAUUCUCGUGGGCAAAGUGGUAAGUCCAUCAACUCAGGCCCGUCCUGCUAAUAACACCCCUUUGUGUGAUGGGGAUAAGGAGAAAGAAAAGAGAACAGGGAAGAACACUGGGAACAAAUGCCCUGGGAUUCUCCUUUUUACUGACUCAAUCAAUGCUGUCACAAUUAUGCAAAUUGAGAGAACUUGCUGGAACUGCCAUUUAGAUUUGUUUAUGGCUCAUUUGUGUUGCCAGAGUACCAGAAAGCAGUCAGCUCAGGUCAGCAGGACUGACCCUUGGCAGGAGCACCCUCAAAGGGCUACAUGAAUGGCAGGAAUUUGCUUUUCGCUAAAUGGCCCCUGUAACUCCUGAUUCUCCCUCAAAUGGUCUCAAUGGGUCUUCUACAAAGAGGGGUGAAAGGGAAAGGUGUCUAGAAUACCUUCUGCUCAGGACAGGAGUAACAUUCAUCAGUUCUCUCCAAAAUGUGCUGGUCAAUGACUAUGCUGUAAUCACUUGUUUAUUUUACUGUCUUCCUGUAUUUUAUAGAUAAAGAGAAGACGAUGUCUCACUACUGGGGUCUAUGUGAAAAUGCCUUCUGAAAAGAUAGAGAAAAAAGUGAUUCCAUUCCACAUCACUGUUAACUGAAACAAGGAAAGAAACCAUUUCCUAGAUGGGAUGGAGAGUCUGCUAAUUCACCUAAGUUAAAGAAACAAAAUUAGCUGUCUCAUUACAAAGGUGUAGAGGAAGCAGAAUAUUCUUUGUAACUUCUACUCUUUGAAGGAGAAUAAAUAGUUUAUGCAUUAAUAUUUCAAGGUUGACCCUGUCGCAUAAAAAUGGCUACAUUAGGCCAUUGAUUCUUUGAGUUGUAUUGUACCAAUAUGUAGUCUAUAUAUAUACAUUAUACAUAUAUGUAUAGCAUUAAGAGUUAUUGCUGUUGCAGCUGUCACUGUCAAAUUUCACCAUGUCUAUCAAUUAACUGAAAUCCAAACACUAUUACAACAGCCUUGUGUGUCAUUUCAAGGCUAAUCCUAUCGGUCUGGGAGCAAAGGCAGAAGAGCACACUAAUGUACAAAGGAAUGCUAACUUGUUCCCUUGCAUUGUUAUUUAUUGCUUCCAUUUCUGGCAUUAGUGCUCUGCACUGCCACCGUAGGCUUGCACUGGUGACACUGCUGCUCUAAAAGCCUGAUCUCAGCUCCUUUCACUGGCAUUGUGUCCCAGCAGUGCUGGGCUGGAGUUAACACUGACGAUAUCUGAGCCAGUGCUGACAGCUUGGUUGUGGAGAAAAGCUACCCAGCGGGAGCCCUCUUAGGCUGUUGCUGGGAGGAUAUUCCAGCUGUGCUGGGGCCUUGUGUUUUACAAAUGCUAAAUUAGCAUCUAUCCAGAAAGCAGAAGUAUGUUGCUGUGUUUAACUGAGUCUAUUUUCCAUGAAAAUACCAACAGUGUAUAAUCUUGUUUAUUACUUAUGUACAAUUCAAUAAAAACCUUGAAGCUUUGCCCAAA